CUGAUCGCCGCGCGCUCGCUCAAGAUCAACACUGACAUGCUCGAGCGUCAGGAUCUGAUUCUGAACACCUCCGACACUGAACUUGACGCUCCCUCACAACCUUCGUUUUCGGAGGAAAUCCUAAAAUAAUCGAGCAUGAAUCUGAAGUGAGACGGAAGCGUUUUGGAAGUCGAAGGAAAGUCAGUAUUAAACCUGAUGCUGACAUGGACGUUUCGGCACGUGUUUUAAUAGGAUUUGCGAACAUGAUGUCCAUCAAGCAAAAGAAGAUAGCUACAUCUAUUUGGAUUCUUGGACAUUUGAAGUGGAGAUAUGGCUCGCGUUCUUGUCCUUGUUAACUCAGUCGGACUGUUGCUCUUCGGUACUGAAAUGUUUCUGGUGGGAGCAAACCGUCCACCUGCUCCAGUUAAUGUGUCAGUCAUGCACCUGAGAGCUGAUUCAGCAACUGUGUCCUGGGAGGUGCCUGAGGGUGACAUCAUCAUCGGCUUUUCCAUCUCCCAACAGAGAAUGGACGGCAAAAUGCAGAGGUUUAUCAGGGAGGUGAACACCACCAGCAGAUCCUGUGUGCUGUGGGACCUGGAGGAGGAGACAGAUUACAUUAUCCAAGUGCAGUCCAUCGGCCUGUACGGAGAGAGCCAGGCCAGUAAACGUAUCCACUUCAGAACCCUAAAGAAAACAGACCGCUUCCCCUCAAACAGUUCGAACCAAGAUGACCCGACUGUCCAAGGCCUGGAUAAAGCUCGACACCUGCAGACAGGAGAGAUGAUCAUCAUUGUGGUGGUGCUUCUUAUGUGGGCAGCCGUAAUUGCCUUGUUUUGCCGGCAGUAUGACAUAAUAAAGGACAACGAUUCCAGCAACAGCAAAGAGAAGGUAAAACCAUCCUCAGAGAGAAGCACACCAGAGCAUCACAGCGGAGGUCUCCUGCGGAGCAAGUUCCACCAGUCUGUGCCAUCGAUCAACAUCAUCGAGGUGUGAUGGGAGUAUUGUAGACGUCAGUCAUGACCUCCGCCGCAGUAUCAGGAUGACAGUGUGUCAACCUUUCAUCACCACACGGUCAAAAACCCAUCAGCUACACCGCUGUAUCGGCCCACCCAUAUACACAUAUUAAAGCAAUCUACUGGGACUGUAAAUAACGUACAUUGCGUAUAUUACUGGAUGUCGGCAUUUUAUGAUGGAUGGAGAAUUCCCAAAGCUCUUAAUGCAAUAUAACAGACUAAAUCUGGGAUUUUUUUCUCUUGUAUAGAAAAGGAAGGAAAGUGUAUUUUUGUAAUGGUACUGAAGUAUGACAGGGUUUCUACUCUUUAUUAGCUUGUGUUUUGUUUGUGCAUGCAACUCUCGUGGUCUGUUAGGAUGUGUACAGAAGCAGGUCUUUUGAUUAAAGAAAUAGUUCACUCAAAAAUUAAUCUGAGUCCUUUUA
Messenger RNA from Onychostoma macrolepis, 1414 nucleotides. RefSeq names its product fibronectin type III domain containing 4a (gene fndc4a). NCBI's taxonomy places the organism in Eukaryota, Metazoa, Chordata, Actinopteri, Cypriniformes, Cyprinidae. The record is from RefSeq and is a predicted model, not a curated record. Bases 310 to 972 code for a protein of 220 amino acids. The transcript has 7 exons. Gene Ontology annotation, molecular function: protein binding.